AUGGAUCCUCUCGACAUCGCUGCUGCAGAAAAGUCAUCUGCUCGGAGAAAUGAUGCUGAGAAAUCAGUUCCUGAGAAGAUUUACAAAGUGGUGACGAAAGAUAUGGAAGUGUGCGAGGUUUCCGCUUCGGUGAUCAGCAUGUCCAAGCUAAUCACUACGAUGCUCGAGGAUUUGAAUCUUCAAGAUGAUGACGCUCCGAUUCCUGUUCCGAACGUAACAUCUGCAAUUUUAAAGAAGGUGGUGUAUUGGUGUGAAAAACAUAAGCCUGUUUCUGAGAAGACCGCAUCAAUGAAGAAGAACGACGAAGAACUGCAAGACCCCUCAGAGAUCAAAAAGUGGCGUAGCGAAUACUUCAAAGUAGAUCAUGCAGUGUUGUUCGAAAUAAUUAUGGCUGCCAACUACCUGGACAUCCCUGGAUUGCUCGAAGACAGUUGCGAAGUGGUCGCUAGCAUGAUGAGGGGCAAGACUGCAGAAGAGAUCCGGCUGAUUUUCAACAUCGCUAAUGACUUAACACCUGAGGAAGAGGAAAAAAUCAGAAAGGAGGGCAAUUUGCCUGAAGAGUAG
This is a messenger RNA of Necator americanus (New World hookworm), 564 nucleotides long. RefSeq lists its product as uncharacterized. Bases 1 to 564 code for a protein of 187 amino acids. Gene Ontology annotation, biological process: SCF-dependent proteasomal ubiquitin-dependent protein catabolic process. Gene Ontology annotation, molecular function: cullin family protein binding. Gene Ontology annotation, cellular component: nucleus; cytoplasm. The transcript is spliced from 5 exons. Lineage: Eukaryota; Metazoa; Nematoda; Chromadorea; Rhabditida; Ancylostomatidae. The record is from RefSeq and is a predicted model, not a curated record.